AUGGAACGAACCAAUCACCGAAGCGGGCUGAAUAAGUCCUGCCUCCAACAACCUUUAGCUACUACCAAUCAGCGUUCAAAGGUCGCCUCAAACCAAUCACCAGCUAAAACGACGCCGGCGUCAACGUUAACUAAUGAGAAAUCAGAGGCUGAUCCAUACGCCUGGGUGGAAGAGGAGGAAGAGGAGGAGGUGAAACCAGAGCCAGAACCGAAGCCAUCGGUAUUUGCGGUAAAAGAGGAAGAUGAAGAGGAUGACGGGAUUAAGCCCUGGUUUUGGCCGGCAUCCAGAGACAUUGUCAAACCAACGCCAUCAGUGGCUGCUCCUCCUCAUCCGUCACAUCCGCUUUCGACCGAUGGGCGAGUGAGUUCAAAGGACGUUCCUCUUCUCUCUCCACUGGCCAAUGGUACUGGUGUGGAGGCCAAAAUCACGAAUAACGUUUCUAUGGAAAAAAAAGAUGUGAGUUAUUACUUGAGGCGGGUUGAAGAUACUUCAACUGACACAACCUUUGAUUUUUGUGACAUGGUUUGA
This is a messenger RNA of Hydatigera taeniaeformis, 528 nucleotides long. The record is from the annotation of a GenBank genome assembly. Lineage: Eukaryota; Metazoa; Platyhelminthes; Cestoda; Cyclophyllidea; Taeniidae.